This is a messenger RNA of Auxenochlorella protothecoides, 225 nucleotides long. RefSeq lists its product as hypothetical. The record is from RefSeq and is a predicted model, not a curated record. The transcript has a single exon. Bases 1 to 225 code for a protein of 74 amino acids. Lineage: Eukaryota; Viridiplantae; Chlorophyta; Trebouxiophyceae; Chlorellales; Chlorellaceae.
AUGGCUCCGCCGUCUGAUGGACAUGAGAGGCACGGGGACCACACCCCGCACACAUGGCCACGGCGGCCAUGGGCUGGCUCUGGCCAGCCUGGCGCACAGGGCCUCCGAUGGACGGUGUCUUUUCCAAGGACAAGGCUAGCUCACCCAUCAGCAUCAGGUCCAACCCAGCACUGCUUUGAGGAGCCAAGGGGCUUGAUGCGGAAUAGACUCACCCAUGGGGCAUAA